UUAGGCUGUCUCUCUUUCUGGAAAAACAAAUCCGACCAAGUUCCAGUCAUGGAGAAACAAAUCGAUUUCACCCACUCAUACCUUUUUUCUCUUUCAAUACUGAAUUAACCUCGGCGUCGCCGCGAGAGACAGCCAGAGAGAGAUAACGACGAGCGCAUGUGAGAUUCAAAUCGGCGACGAGCUUACACGUAGAGUCCAAAGAGCCAACGCCUCCUAAGUCAUCGACGCAUGAAAGCGACGGUUCAUCGCCCGGCGACGGAGAAGGUGUCGGCGGAUUGUAGACUCCAUCGAUUAAUUUCGAAUUUGUGGAAACGAUGUUGGGGAGGAUGAUGAUGAAGGAGAAACAGAGAUGUGAUGCUCUGUGUCGAGGAGGGAGAUAGAAGAAGGUAGCUUUGCUUUGUGUAGAUAGAGAGAGCGAAGAGGUUGAAGGAAGGAAGCGAGAGGCGCGCUUUGUUUGAUAAAAUGGUGGAGAGAUUUUUAGAAAGCUUUCACAUGGUAACAUGCAAGUGAAUAACAGGGAAAAUGUUGGUGGUGAUCAGUUGCGUGUUAGAGAGAAGCCUCUGGAGAAGCAGAGGUUGUUCCAGAGCAUCCAGAGGCACACUUACUUGAAGGGACCAAUGGACAAGGUCACCUCCGUUGCCAUUCCUCUUGCCUUGGCUGCAUCUUCUCUCUACUUGAUUGGCUGUAAAGAUCGAAGUCUUUGUGGUAUAACAACAAAAAAACACUAUUGUUCUGAGUCGGGUCUCAAAUUGCAGGCCAGUUGCUCCUUGUGUAUUGCGUAUCUAUAAACAUCGACAUGCUUGCGUCCAUU
This is a messenger RNA of Raphanus sativus (radish), 811 nucleotides long. RefSeq lists its product as uncharacterized. Bases 501 to 788 code for a protein of 95 amino acids. NCBI's taxonomy places the organism in Eukaryota, Viridiplantae, Streptophyta, Magnoliopsida, Brassicales, Brassicaceae. The record is from RefSeq and is a predicted model, not a curated record. The transcript is spliced from 3 exons.